AACAACAACAACAACAACAACAACAUCAACAACAACAACAACACCAACACCAACACCAACAACAACAACAACAGACCUCAGGGCUAGCCACGUCAAGUGGCUUGUACCGACGCCAACCUACCAAUAUUCCAAAUUAUUCAUCAAAACUUGGAUCCGCAAUUUACUCUGGUAAAAAUAGAGGGACUCCAAUAAUGAGUUAUAAUAAUCUUUAUCCGUACCAUCCUCAUCCGACAACGGUCUAUGGAAAUCUUUUACCAUCGAGUCUCGAGUCUUCGCCGGCUUCGUCGACUUCGUCCACUUCUACCCCGGCAUCCACCUCUUCGACUCCUCGUGUUCCACCUCUCAUUCCUCUCGGAAGCAAUAGUGCAAGUAAUAACAGUGCUACAAAUAAUGACAUCAACCAAGUCUCCACUGCUAUGAUUUUGGACAAACAGCGAUAUUAUCAGCAGCAGCGUUGGAACAACGAUUUAGCAGAUCAACGUUUAGGUAGAUUACUCGCUGCGCCAAAUUUUGCAGAGCAGAGAAUACAGCAACAGCAGCAAAGUCAACAAAAACAGCAAGUCAAAGUCGACGUAUCGUCAGGAAUUUUUAAAACUCCAGAAAGCAAUGUCAUCUAUGCUAACAGCUCAAGGAGCAGUAUCAGCAGUACUGCUCAACCCAUGGGAUCAACAUCGUCAAGCCAUUCAUCAUUAUACUCUUCAAGCACUCAAAUUCCAACACAAAAUUCUUUGAGCCGAAACUAUGUUUCCUCAACUGUCGUCAAUUCAGCUGCGACAGAAGGAAAUAUUUCAAAUUACGAUAAACAAAGUCCAACUCCUAGUUUGAUUGAAGCUCACCGAUCAUCUUCUUUUUUUAGAUGUUUUUAUUGUAACGUUGAAGGAGCUAAAUUCGAAUGUUUAGGCUGUGAAAGCGUGGCAUACUGCAAUGAAGUAUGUCAAAAGCAGCACUGGUCGGUUCACGUUACACAGUGUCGAAAAAUAAUGCCAAAGUUAAAGAAGGUCGAUUGAAUCGCGUACGCUAUCAAAGAAAUGCUAUGCGUUUACUAGUCAAUAUUUUUUUUCCUUCAGAAAAGAACAUUCACUUGAAUAACUUAAAGAAUUGAACUAUUAUGUAAGUGUUCUUCUCUUUAUCUCUCCUUCGGAAUUUACUGUAGCAAAUUGCUGUUAAUAUUAAACAUUUCAAUAACCAUAUGUUCAACUUCAAUAGUUACUGUUUAAUAGUUAUGCUUCAUAUAACUUUUAAAACUCAAAAUAUGUAAUGGAUUCAAAUAAAAUUGCGAUUUUUUCUUGAUAAUUGAAGCUAUGAGCAAAGAAAUUGAGGAUAAUCGAUUGUCAAUAAAAAAUGAUCUCUUGCAGAUUUCUGUUACUUUUUAAUAGGCCAGAAAACAAUUGAAAUGUUUUGUUAUCUCAAUAACCUAAAUAAGAAAUUCAAAAUUAAAUCCAAAAUAGUGAUUAAAUUUUUUUGAAAUAUUAUAAUUUUGUACGAUACCAAAGUCGAUUAAUUUUGUAAUAAUAUAUCUAACGAUGCUAUCUCUGAAAGUAUUAGAUAGAUCAAUGAUAAAAGGAGCUAUACAUUCGAUUUGAAUAUAUUUUGUUGGUCGAUGUAACCAAAGUUUUGACUGAGUGUACAUUAUUUAAAAUAAGCUAUUAACUUUAGAAAAACGUUUUUAUUUUUGUACUUAAAAAAAGUAAAAAGUUUAAUAAUUCAAAAACUUUUUCAUAUUACUAUAAGUAGUUCAUUUUAGCAUUGUAUUUUUGUCAAAUAAAAUACUGCAAAUCUUAAAAGUUGACAUCAUUUCGAUGAGAUGUUAAAAAUCUAUAUCGUGAUUGAGAUAUGAGACAUUCAACUUUUACCUUGAAAGUAUGAAUAAAUGUGAUUGAUGUGUAUCCA
Trichogramma pretiosum is the source of this 1890-nucleotide messenger RNA. RefSeq names its product putative protein TPRXL. The transcript is spliced from 3 exons. Lineage: Eukaryota; Metazoa; Arthropoda; Insecta; Hymenoptera; Trichogrammatidae. The record is from RefSeq and is a predicted model, not a curated record. The coding region runs from base 192 to 1007 and encodes 271 amino acids.